AUGAAGGAUGAAAUAGCUGCCACGGUCUUCUUCAUCACACGCUUAGUGAAGAAGCACAAUGUGCUGACUAAGCAGCAAAUGGAGAAGUUUGCGUCCAAGUUGAUGGCAGCUAUGUUUGAGAUGUACAAGAGCCACUGGUACCCUGACAAGCCUUCAAAAGGGCAAGCCUUCAGGUGAGUCGCCCCUAUGCAACCCCCAAGCAUCCCUUGCCUAAAUCUUGUGCAAAAUGGGGGGCUUGCAUGUCUCCAGUGGUGGCUGGUGCUCAUUGUGAUUGGUAGGGCAGAAGGCAGGGAGCCCAACAGUAGGUGGCACUAGAGCCCAUGACAAGCAGAGUCCCUAAUUUCAGGUUUUGUCCCCAUCCUCCCUCUCUCUGCUAAGUCCUGCAAGGGCAAUGCUGAGACUCAGGGAGGAGGAAGUUGACAAGCAGCGCCAUUCCCUGGAUGAGCUGUAAGUGAGAAGGCAAGCAUGUGGGGGCUGGCUGAGGGAAACUGAGAUUGGUGGGGCAGUGUCCUGUCUACCCUAAUGGACCAGCCUACACAAUUUCUCUAGGGCUUCAUAACUCCAGCAGUGUCUUCAAUGGCUUUUGCACUCUCUCUGUGUUGCUCAGGGGUUCUCUCUGAGAUGGUGUUCAACUGAAACACAAUACCUGGGGUGCUUGCAGACAACCUGCUGAGCAUUCAUUCAAAUUUGUGAACCGUCCUGAGAUCUAUACAAAUUUAAUAAAUAAGAAUAGGAAUAAAUAAUUUGUUUGAGGGGAAGUUAGAUGACACCACACCAAGCAAAUAUUACCCCACACUUCUGACUGCAUUUCCCCCAUCAAUUUCUUUAUGGGGAAUAAACCCCUUGAUCUUUUAGGGGAGGUGGGUUUGUUGUGCAAGACCUCCAAAUCAGUUAUAACUGCACAACCUGAAUUUGCCAGUAUGUGAUUGAAUACUGCCUGAAAAUUGUACGGUUAGGGCAACACCUCAAAUGUGAAAUUCUGCCUCUAAACCUGUGUAUUGGACUUUGAUGAUAUUUGAUGCCUGCCAGGUGUCAAGAGAGAGGAAGUCUUACAAUCUGUCAAAGAUGAAAUGUUGGGCAGCAAAAUGCAGGUGCCAAAUCACAAACCCAAGCACCUGGUGUCAAGUAACUGAAUAUUCAGGGAUGUGUCAACUUGUUUGCAUUGAAACUCUCAAGAAAGAAUGCCUAGGUGUAUAUUAUUCUGGCUCUACAACAGCGCUACCAGUAUUGCUAUUUAUAAUUUAUGUGCUGCUCAAUGCCGAAAUAGUCUUCCAAGCCGUUUACAGGUAUAAAAACCAAUCACACAAGCAUUAAAAUACAAAGAUCCAUAAAUGCACAGUAAAAUAACCCCAUGAAAACAUCACAGCAAUUAAGACUUGGGUUCAGAGACUCAGGGGAUGCGUGUGUAAACAGGUGUGUCUUUGAAAGCCUACGGCAUGCCAAUACAGAUGAGGCAUCUUGUAUUUCAUCACGGUCUGCAUCCUGUAACACGGAUGCCACCAUGAAAGAGAUCACAAGCAGAUAAUCAUUAGCAUUUUAUGUACUGAAUUGGUGCCAUCCUGCUUUUGUCUGGUGUGUGAGCUGGGACCAUGUAAGCCUUGGGUCAUGGCUGUCUUUUGCACCAAAAAAGUUGUGCCAUCUUCUCCCCCAUGUAAAAUAUGCACAGCAGGUGCCAAGGGAUGGAUGUGCAGCCUGUUCCCGUUGCAUAAUGGGAAUCAUGAGCCACUGCAGCCUUCCCUAGUUCAGGUGGGGCUAAUUUGGGCUGAGGGUGGAUUGCACAGCACUUGUGUCCCCAGUGCUAAGUUGAUAUUAUUGUAGUGUGUGGACUAUAGAAGAGGAGGUACAAUGGGCCACCCAGGAUACCUCUUCUAUUCUCUUCUGCUUGUCCAGGUGUAUAAGGAUAAACCAGUUCAACCCAAGAGACCCUCUGCUGGAGCGGGCAUGUUUGGAGAGCAACGUCGACUUCAGCAACCUUGGAUUACCAAAGGAGAUGACCAUUUGGGUCGACCCAUUUGAUGUAUGCUGCAGGUGAGCUCUUGGUGUGUUUGAAGGGCCUUACUAAAAAGAGUUGAUGGAGCGGGACUUCUUUGGAUAAGAAAUUUGCCUUCUGUCCAUUGCCCAAUUCAUCUCAGUACCUUGGCAAAAGGUUCCCCAGAGUUUCAGACAGAAUCUGUUGGUGCUGGGGGUUGUACCUGUGAUCUUCUGCGUGCAGAGCAGAUGUUCUGUCAUUGAGCGACAGUCUGGCCAACUGCUAAGCCUUGAGCGCAUGUGCGAUGUGUCCAAAGCAAAGAAGGAGGUGGAAUGUACUAUAUUUUUUGCUCCAUAAGACACACCUGACCAUAAGAAGCACCUAGUUUUUAGAGGGGGAAUGCCACAAUUUUUUUUUUUAAAGGGAGCGCUGACGAGAGCCUGUAUGCAUCCCAGGCUCUGCUCAGUGCUCCCUUUCAUGAGCCGUGUGGAGCGUGUGUGCGACGCUUGCAGGAUUUUCCCUAGGAGGGAAAAGCCCCCAAGAGCCUCACACACGCUCCACGCGGCUUGUGAAAGGGAGUGCGGCUCUUGGGGGCUUUUCCGGGAGGUAGGGGAAGGGACUGAGGGGCUGCCCUCUGUCCCUUUCCCCACCUCCCGCAAAAGCCCCCAAGAGCCGCACACCCUUUAAAGAGUGUGCGGCUCUUGCAGGCUUUUCUAUGAGGUGAGGAAAUUCCCGCAAAAGCCCCCAAGAGGGCUUUUUCCCGAGGAGGGAGAAGGGACUGACACGGGGAAAAGCCCCCACGGAGCAUGUGUGCGGCUCUUGGAGGCUUUUCCCGCCUGCAUUCGCUCCAUAAGACGCACACACAUUUCCCCUUACUUUUUAGGAGGGAAAAAGUGCGUCUUAUGGAGCGAAAAAUACGGUAAUCCCUGCUCAAGGCAUCUGGGGUUCUGUGUGUUUGUCUUUUGCACUUGCUGGCUGACAGAGUCCUUGGUUCUCCUCUUUGGCACAGCUGUUUCCUCCUUGCAUUAAACUCUACUUUUGCAGAGAGGGGGAAAAUGUGAUAUAGGGGAGUGGCAGACCCUGGCACCUCAAAUUUCAUUGGUGCCCUGGGCGACGCUAAAAUCCAGCAGCCCUCCCACCUCUCGCUUUCCAUUGGAUUCAUAGUUGUGGCGCCUGCUGUGGGGCCCCAAAAGCUCCAUGCCCAGUGGAUUCUGAAGGCUGAUGCAGCAACAUUGCUAAGCACUGCCUCAGCACUGACGAUGGAACACUGUCCCUUGGCAUGCCAGGGGUGUCAGGUUAGAUGAGGGGGCUUAAGAGAGCCUGUAGGACAACAAAGGGGAAUGGAUGGAGUGGGAAGCUUAGAAGAAAUAGCCGGGGUGGCUGCUGUAACCCAGCACAAAGAGCCUGCUGAGGCAGUUGCCUCAUUCUACCUCAAGGAAGAGAUAGCCCUACUUAUAGGGCUAUUGUAAGGAUCACUACUAGAUAGAAAACAAGUAAACUGAAGUACUUUGUGUUGGAAGUGGAGCUGCAACUUGGCUUGCUUAGAUGGGUCUACAGGAGGUGAAGACAGAUGGAGUGUGAGACCUCCAUAUUCCUAGACUGUCUCUGUCCUUGGAUCUCUGUACAGUGGCAUAGGACAGGUUGCUGGUGCCCAGGGUGGGGAAAGGGUAGCCCGGCGGUGCUGGGCCGUCGCCAAGGAAGCUGCCUCUGCAGCUCCCUCGCACGCCAGAGCCCAGCAGAGGAGUGGCACGGUGCUAUUAUCAUUGCACUCCUUGGUGGGUGCUGGUGGGGCCUGCCCCCUCUUUUUUGGACAACCCAAGGACGGGGCACACACAGGCUUCCCUUCACUGGCCAUGAGGAGAAGAAGGUGGGGUGAGGGAUCCUGUUGUGGGGGCACCUCAUUGCACCCUCUCAAAAUCAUAAACCCAGAGCCAUGGCCCCUUUGCGGCCCCCCCCCACCUCUGCUGAUGUAUCCCUUGAAAUCAAAGUGAUGUGUGUAAAAUUGCAUCCUCUUUCAUGUAUGCCUACCUUCUCACACUUUUAUCUGGGUCUCUUAUGAGAUCAGAGGUCAAGCGUGGCUUCCUUGUUUCUCCAGCUCGUUAGUUAGCUAGGACUAUGGAACUGACUCUUAUCAAGAAUGCACUCCCCUUAAAGAGCAUAAGCUUUCUUAUUUUAUACCAGUUCUCAGUCUAAAUCCCUUCCAAUUUAGCCCCAUAGGCUAAAACUUUGAAUGCUCUGGCUGCCAAUCAAUGCUAGGACUCCACUUUUAGUAUUGAUGUAGCCUGCAAUUGGGGACGCGGGUGGCACUGUGGGUUAAACCACAGAGCCUAGGACUUGCCAAUCAGAAGGUCGGUGGUUCAAAUCCCCGUGACGGGGUGAGCUCCCGUUGCUCAGUCCCUGCUCCUGCCAACCUAGCAUUUCGAAAGCACAUCAAAGUGCAAGUAGAUAAAUAGGUACCACUCUAGCAGGAAGGUAAACGGCAUUUCCGUGCGCUGCUCUGGUUCGCCAGAAGUGGCUUAGACAUGCUGGCCACAUGACCCAGAAGCUGUAUGCCGGCUCCCUUGGCCAAUAAAGCGAGAUGAGCGCCGCAACCCCAGAGUCGGUCACGACUGGACCUAAUGGUCAGGGGUCCCUUUACCUUUUUUAGCCUGCAAUUAGAGCCAUCCCAUGCAAACUUGGACUGGAUGAAUCCCAUAAGGAAGAUGUUUUGGCUUCUCUGCCUAGAACUGCUUGGUGAGCCUUGACCUUCUCUCUGUCCUUCUCUAUGUCUAGAUAUGGGGAGAAUAACCAGCCUUUUACAGUGGCUCACUUUGAAGAGGACAAAAAGGACCACGAUGUCCCUCAGCAAAUCAGGCAGGCUGUGGAUAAGGCAGAGGCCCUGGACUGCCCCUCUAGCAUCUGCUCUGAUGAGGAGGGUGCCACUGUCGAGCCCCAAAACAUCCCCACCGUGAGCAACCCAAACAGCGUCUACCAGGUGAGAGAGCAGCUCGCCAUGGAUGAGUAGUGAGUAGCUUUCGUCUGCUUUCUCUCAAUGCUUUUGCUGCUAGGACUGACUGGGGCAUAGCGGAUAAUAAUGAUAAUAAUAAUUUUAUUAUUUAUACCCCACCCAUCUGGCUGGGUUUCCUGGCGUACCUGUCUAGGGGGAACCUCCAUCCUGCAAACUUAAUUAGUCUCAGCGGAGCUCCUUGUUUAUUUCUUUUUUAGAGCAGGAUUUCCCAAGCUAGUUGCUUUUGGACUACAAUUCCCAUCAUUGCUGACCACUGGUCCUGCUAGCUAGGGAUGAUGGGAGAUGUAGUCCAACAACAGCUGGCACACUGAUUUAGAGUGUUUGUACCCUGCUCUUCUGCCGAAAAGGCCUUCAGAGUGACAACAUACAAUUGAAACAAGACAAUCCCUGCCUGCAGGGUGACAUUCUAAAAAAAUAAAAAUAAAACAUGGCAUGCAAGGACGGGGUGGGGGGGAAUCAAACUCUGACACCAAUUCUUAAGCAGUUGUUGUCAUAAGGACUAGCUCGGGGUGUGUGUGUGUUCCUGAUGAAGCUGGUCCUUCAGCAAAGCUGAUGGAAUGAGCUUCUCAUCUCUCCCAAUAUGGCGGUGUGAUGGACUAGCUGCCCCCAGGUGAUGGAGGGGAGAGAGGAGGCCUGAUGGACCUGUCACAGCAGAACUGAUGGAGUGAGCUCAGCUUCCCAUCUCUUCCACUGAGGCAGCCUCAUUUGGCCUGUGAGGCUGUUUCCCUGCCUGCAAGCCAUAUCCACCUACUACCACGUGCAACAUCAGGGGUAGAGGGCGGGUAAAGAUGCAACUGCAAAGGAACAGCUGGGAGCUGAAAGGGUCCUUAGGGUAGUUCCUUGGCAAGGGACUUCACUCGUGGCAUAUGCCAGCAGUGAAUGCCCUUUGAAAUAAUCCUGACCCGCAAGCAGAUGCUGUUUCUUGGCAGACACCUUUGUGGGGGAAAUGUGCCUUUUAAGGUGCUGUUUGGUUUCUUUCCAACCAAGUUCUGCUCAGGGUAGACCUGCUGGAAGUAAUGCACCUAAAUCAGCUGCACCCAUUAAUUUUGGUGAGCAGAGCUUGCAAGGAUACACCCAUUUGAAUUCAAAGGGUACCUGCAGAGAGAGAAGGCCAGGCUUGCUGUCAGCUGAUUAGCAUGGGCAGUGAGCCCCUUUCAAGACAAGCUGUUCUGCUCACCUGUAGGCCAGUUCUUGAUCCAGACCUUAGGCUGAAAAAGGUUUCCCAUCCCUGCCCUACAGUUUUAAAGAAUAUAUAUAUGGAAGGGGACAAACCUGUUAAACUCAUAUUAAAGGGGGAAUAGCAGGGAAGUGGCCAGAAUGAGACCAUUUUAAAAUAUAGAUGUUCCUGGAACCAAUGGGCUCUUAGAAUGGUUUCCAUACGAAACUGUCUUAUACCGAAUCAGGCCCUUGGCCCAUCUAGCUCAGUAAUGUCUACACUGACUGGUAGCUGCUCUCCAGGGUUUCAGACAGAAGUGUCUCAGGGCUACCUAGAGAUGGCAGGGAUUAAACCUAGGACUUUUCGCAUGCAAACCAAGUUAGCAAAGUAACUUAAACAACACAGGCAAAAUCCAGAGAUGAAAGAAAUCCUGAUAACAAUUUAUUGAGGAAAACUGCAUCAAACAUAUGUUUUGUCUUUCUUAGUUCAGGCCUUGUACAUAGCAGGGAGACACUAAACAAAACAUACAGAGGAAACUACCUUGGAACUACACAGCCAAUCAGAUCAUGGUCUGUGUCACUAACUAUCUUGCCAUCCACCUUGGUUGCUAAGGAACACCCGCACCCUUCCCCCCUCUUGGGUAGUUAACCUAACCCUAACAGAAUUAACCCUCAAGGUUCAAAUUGAAUGAUCCAAGCUGUUGUGUGCUAUGGCCCACAAAUGAUGAUGAUGAUUAAACAAGAUGGUUCUUGCAGGGGACUAACAUACAGUGGUACCUCUGGUUACAAACUUAAUUUGUUCCGGAGGUCCGUUCUUAAUAUAAAACCGUACACGAUUUCUGUUCUCAUCCCAAGGUAAAGUUCUCAACCCAAGGUACUACUUCCAGGUUAGCGGAGUCUGUAACCCAAAGUGUUUGUAACCCAAGGUGUUUGUAAUCCGAGGUACCACUGUAUAAGGGAAGGAGGAUGAGAAUAGAGGAAGAAAACAAACAAGUGUGGGCACCAGUUCUUAAAGCUACAAAGUUCUUAGGAUGACCAACUUGAACGGAAAGUGUUUGGGAAGAGCUGGUCUCUGCAGAGGGGAUGACCAGGUUCCCAUCUAGCAGCCUGGGGAAGGAGGUUGUUGAUGGAAAAGAAAUUAUGUCUGGCAAAAGAGCUUAAGACUGCUGCAGGAAUGGGAUAAAAUGAGACAAGGAUAGUCUUGUAUUUAACAACUUGCCCAGUUGCCAUGUCACUAGGUCACUAGGUCAAGAAAUUCAUUCCUACUACAGCAGGCACCCCCAAACUCACCCGCCAAGUUUUGGGACUACAAUUCCCAUCAUCCCUGACCACUGGUCCUGUUAGCUAGGGAUGAUGGGAGUUGUAGUCCAAAAACAUCUGGCGGGCCGAGUUUGGGGAUGCCUGCUGUAGUAGGAUUGAAUUUCUUGAUUCAGUUGAACUUCACAGUAAGGCUGGAUUGAGUUGCUGUGCUAUUUCAGACUAUACACAAGCACAAAAUAUACCUUCUCUCUCCAAAACCCCUCCCCACUCCUGGCCCUCCCUCUUGAUUUAAUCUCAGUGCCAUGAGCCAUUUCAGCUAUGGUCCCAGUAUCCUCGGCGAAAGCUUCAUGUACCUGAUGGAUCCCACCAGCAUCCCACCAGUACAUGCUGCCUUCAGUGCAAGGGCUACAAAGUCUGUCGGCCGUCAUCCACCUUCACUGGUCCACGAGUAGACAGAUACCACUGGGUCAACGCCAAUCGAUAA
Podarcis lilfordi (Lilford's wall lizard) is the source of this 7875-nucleotide messenger RNA. The record is from the annotation of a GenBank genome assembly. NCBI's taxonomy places the organism in Eukaryota, Metazoa, Chordata, Lepidosauria, Squamata, Lacertidae.